Messenger RNA from Penicillium atrosanguineum, 1152 nucleotides. RefSeq lists its product as uncharacterized. Bases 1 to 1152 code for a protein of 383 amino acids. NCBI's taxonomy places the organism in Eukaryota, Fungi, Ascomycota, Eurotiomycetes, Eurotiales, Aspergillaceae. The transcript has 2 exons. The record is from RefSeq and is a predicted model, not a curated record.
AUGGCCGAAAUUAUUGGCAUCAGCUCGGGUCUUGCUGGCUUGCUGGCCUUAGCCCUCGAAUCGAGUCGCACCUUGUUUAGCACGGUUCAGAGUCUUCGCAACCGGGAAAAAGCUAUUCGGGGUCUUCGAGAAGCGCUCCGAGAUCUCGAGGAUGUGCUGAGAAUACUCCAGGAUUCGAUCCACACCUCGCCAUUUCUGAACAGCGGGAUAAUUGAAAGACCUCUUGAUAGAUGCUGCAAAGCAUGUACCGAUUUCAAUGCGCUGAUUAUAAAGUGUUCUGAACACUCAACAGAGGAUCAGUUCAGUAUCCGUGAUUGGGCCAAGUUACGCUACAUGGGCGAGGACGUCACAGGCUUUCAAAACAUGCUUUCUGGCUACAAAUCUACAAUCACGAUCGCCCUUGCUUAUUCCAAUGUCCAUCUUACCAGAACGACACAGAGUGUCAUGCACGAAUACAAGGAGUUAAUUGAGAAUACCAAAUGCGAUCUCGGGCUGCAUUUACAAUCAAUCGAGGACAGGAUAAAAACAUUAUCCUCUUCAAGGCAUGCUGAUGUGGGAUUGGACUCCAUCGAUGUUCAGCGAAUGAAGGAAGAGUUAGAGAGCACACAGCAUGGCCUCGAGAUUUGCGCUCAAUUUUCCACAUAUAUUGGGGAGACAAGGUCCAUCUCUUUGCAAAAAAUGACUCAGGCUUCUGGAACGUCUGAGCGAGGGCCUUCUCCUCCAGAAUUUAACAUCCCGUGGCUAAUUCUCGCCGAAGCCUUGAGUUCUGCGGAAAGAGAAAUCGUCAGCUCGAGACUGCGGCUCCUUCAAUAUCGUAACGCACAAGGAAGUCAGCCUUGGCUCUCAAAACACCGAGUAUUGCUACCAGCGAACGAGCACACCAGCGAUAUCAACGAGGAGGCUGAAAGCAUUAAAGAGUCUUUGAAUUUUUUCGAUCGGGUAUCCGAAGAAACCAGCGAGGGUCGAAUGAACUAUUUUGAAGAUGUCUCGACAGGUGAUAAGAGCAAACAGGUCAUUGUGACGACGCUCAAAGAUUUGAUCUCUGCCCGGCGGAUCACCUCGGGAUCUGGCUCAUUGCAAGUUCUAGGACAACUUUCUGAAGACUCCUUGAACAACGUUCUUCGGAAUCAAGAGGAUCUUAGUGGAAAGUGA